AUUUAUUCGUUUCCAUUUCCUUUGCACCGGCCAAUCACUUCAUCACUCUUUUCUUGCGCCAUUACCUUUUGUCAUCAAAUUCAGACACACUCGGGAUCAUCAGUCUCUGGUACCUAGGCAGACCUUGGCCUCAGUCCUUUUCCCAUAGAUUUUCUUGAAGAUUUGGUAUAUAGAUUUUUUUUCUUGGCCAUCACUUCACAGCUGCCGUUCCUACGCUUUGGCUGUCUCUUUGGUCCUCAGCCCCGCAACCCUUCGACUCACGAUCCUUAAUUAAACACGCGCUCCACGCAUACACAUAUCUGAAUCGACACCGCCUCUUCGAUAGCCAAAACAAAAACGUAGAAUAAUUCUCAUUCUCCCAUCCGCUUGAUCUGCGAAAUUAAGAAAGUCAAGCAACCUCUAAUGGCCAAUUUGCCGCUCAGGUCCUUUCCUCAAAACUUCAUUAAUACUGUAUCUACGGCUAAAACCGCACCACGUUACAUGUCCAAACGGCCCAUAUUAUCCAUCACGAUUCCUGGCCCGGAUGCGGUGUUGUCAAGAACCGAAAAUGAAGUCUCCUGUUUCUCACCGGACUCGCCCGAUUCGCCUGAUCCCGAGGUCAUGAUUGACAGUACAAGUGACGAAGAAUCAGAGAGUGAAGAAGCAGAAGCCCAAACAUGGAUUUCAUCUCCCGCAUCCGAGUCAAAACGAGCAAGCUGUUGUUUGGUCACCCAAGAAACCGGAACAUCCGUUCAAACCCAAUGUUGGCCGACGCGAGCCACUACUUGCUGAAGUCCAGUCCGAAUAUCCUCCUCGUUGGAAGUCUUAUACUUAGUCCAAUGAUCCCUCAGUUCGGAUACCUCAUUCAUCGAUGCAACGCCAAGGAACCUUUCCAAGACCCCAUUCCGUACCUUGCACCAUCAUCUGUCACUAUCCCCACUCGAACUGUUUGUUAUUGUUCUAUCCAAUAGAUCUCUAGGUCUCAAGUUGUAACGAGACCUUUGACCCGCUUCGAUACACUUCCAUGUUCAUCCUUCUCUGUCAAUAAUUCCUCGUCAUUACAUCAGCACUUUUAGAUUUGCCUUCACGUACAUACUUGUUGAUACGUCUUUUUAUUACUUUAUUUUAUAUAUGUCUUAGAGAUCAUCCGGCUCACAACAGCUUCGGCCUGUAUUCACUUUUUCUUCUCGCUUCUUUUCAUACCUAAACAGUAUAUAAUUUUUAUCACUUCUUUGUCUUAUCAAAUGACGACCAAAUUAUAACAUGUCUGGCAUUUCCGUCCACUAACUAAUGUUGAAACCUGAUAUGUCUUUCUCUCAUAAAUCUCCGCUCAUCUUUGGUUGUCAGUGUCUUCUUGAUUGGCCCACUUCUUGAAAAAAUACAUCUAUACCCUGUG
Melampsora larici-populina 98AG31 is the source of this 1375-nucleotide messenger RNA. RefSeq lists its product as uncharacterized. The transcript has 3 exons. The record is from RefSeq and is a predicted model, not a curated record. Lineage: Eukaryota; Fungi; Basidiomycota; Pucciniomycetes; Pucciniales; Melampsoraceae. The coding region runs from base 403 to 771 and encodes 122 amino acids.